Molecule: messenger RNA, 1652 nt
Organism: Vigna unguiculata (cowpea)
Lineage: Eukaryota; Viridiplantae; Streptophyta; Magnoliopsida; Fabales; Fabaceae
Product: glutathione gamma-glutamylcysteinyltransferase 1-like
Biological process (GO): response to metal ion; detoxification of copper ion; phytochelatin biosynthetic process
Molecular function (GO): glutathione gamma-glutamylcysteinyltransferase activity; metal ion binding
Source: RefSeq, a predicted model, not a curated record
AGGUUUUAAAAAGACUAUUUCUUGUGGUUGCUUGCAAUGGCGACGGCGGGAUUGUAUCGACGCCUUCUUCCUUGUCCUCCCGCCGUCGAAUUUGCUUCCUCACAAGGCAAGGAACUUUUUCUUGAAGCCAUUCACAAUGGAACCAUGGAAGGCUUUUACAAGUUGGUUUCCCACUUUCAAACACAAUCCGAGCCCGCUUUCUGCGGUCUCGCUAGCUUGUCUAUGGUCCUCAAUGCUCUUGCCAUUGAUCCUGGAAGGAAGUGGAAAGGGCCUUGGAGAUGGUUUGAUGAAUCUAUGUUGGACUGCUGUGAAUCUCUAGAAGAGGUCAAAGUUAAGGGCAUCACGUUUGGGAAGCUUGUGUGUUUGGCUCAAUGUGCUGGGGCCAAAGUUGAUUACUUUCGGGCUAGCCAUAGCACCAUUGAUGAUUUUCGUAAAUAUGUGAUCAAGUGUUCAAUGUCUGAUGACUGUCACGUUAUCUCCUCAUACCAUAGAGCUGCCCUUAAGCAAACUGGAACUGGUCACUUUUCUCCUAUUGGAGGAUAUCACGCUGGAAAGGACAUGGCACUUGUUUUGGACGUUGCACGAUUUAAGUAUCCUCCCCAUUGGAUUCCUCUUAAAAUUCUUUGGGAAGGUAUGAAUUAUAUCGACGAGGCUACUGGACGAACUAGAGGAUUCAUGCUUGUAUCAAGGCCUCAUAGGGAACCUGGAUUGCUUUAUACUCUGAGCUGCAAACACGAGAGUUGGAUUAAUAUUGCAAAAUUCCUAAUGGACGAUGUUCCUCUUCUAUUAAAAUCAGAGAAUGUGAAAGACAUUCAUCAAGUUGUUUCAAUUAUAGUCUCAUCACUGCCAUCCAAGUCUGAACAAUUUAUCAAGUGGGUGGCAGAGAUCAGGAGGCGAGAGGAUGGUGGUCCAAGUUUAAGCACAGAGGAGAAAGCAAGGCUUGCUAUCAAGGAAGAGGUAUUGAAACAGGUCCAGGAGACCGGCCUUUUCAAACAUGUAGCUUCCUUUCUGUCAAAUUCUUGCAGCAGGGAAUCACCAGAUGAUGCAGAUGCGUUACCUGCCAUUGCUGCAAGUAUUUGUUGUCAAGGAGCAGAAAUUUUUGCUGGGAAACCUUGGUCACAAGCAGGGUAUAGCUGUAAAGUAACAUGUAUGAAAUGCCUGAAAGUUGAAGAUGACAAGCCAAUAACAAUGGUUUCUGGGACUGUGGUAAAGGGUAACACUGAGCAAGGUGUUGAUGUGUUGAUUCCUUCAUCGAAUAGGAAAUUAUGUAGCAAUUGCUCUAUGAGGAUGCAUCCAGCUAGCACUGAUGUGCUAACAGUGCUUCUACUGUCCUUACCAUCUACAACAUGGGCCGGCAUCAAAGAUGAGCAGCUUUUGACAGAAAUACAAUGUCUGGUUUCAACUGAAAACCUUCCCUCUUUGCUUCAAGAAGAGGUUCUGCAUUUGAGACGUCAGCUUCACCUUCUCAAGAGAUGUCAAGAGGGUAAGGUUGAUCAGGAUCUUGGUGCUCCUCUCUCUUAGCAUCUCACAUUUUUUAAUCAUCCAUCUCGAGGCCGAACCAGUUUUCCGUAGUCUUGACAUAUAAAAUUUAGAUUACCAUACAAGUGUAAAGUCACUUAUUGUAUUCACCUUAUUUUUGACAACUGAAAUAC